This is a messenger RNA of Nilaparvata lugens (brown planthopper), 3275 nucleotides long. RefSeq lists its product as uncharacterized. The record is from RefSeq and is a predicted model, not a curated record. The transcript is spliced from 11 exons. Bases 618 to 2774 code for a protein of 718 amino acids. Gene Ontology annotation, molecular function: protein binding. Lineage: Eukaryota; Metazoa; Arthropoda; Insecta; Hemiptera; Delphacidae.
UCUCAACUAUGAAUGAUUGGGAAAGUAACAACAGGCUUAAAGCCCAAAACUGUUCCUUUCCCAAAUUUGAAUAGAAAUUGACUAAAAUAAAAUUUAAGUAGGUUUGAAUUUAUUUCUUGUGCAGGCCAAGUAUAAUAAGUUUUCUGUGGCAUGGCAUACUUUAGCUAUCUUUCCUCUAUUAAAUUAAAUUUAUUAAAAUAAUAUUGACUAAAAUAAAAUUUUAGUAGGUUUGAAUUUAUUUCUUGUGCAGGCCAAGUAUAAUAAGUUUUCUGUGGCAUAGCAUACGUUAGCUAUCUUUCCUCUAUGAUACUAAUCAAUAACGAUUGAUUCUAUGAAAAAUAAAAAGAUCAAAUCAAAUUGAGAGGGAACGUGUUUUGCUCUGACAAAUGUCUAAUUAGCUAAUUGAAUACAACUGAGAAACACAUUCUUUUUCAGUCCGAUAACUCACUACCCAUAGUUUGAUCAAUAGUGCUGAUACCUUUCAGUACGGUACUGUAAGGGGAGAUGCAAGCAAAUCAACAGAGACACGAGGUUGUGUGUAACAACCGAAUGACUCAUGUGUCUACCGUAAGUCAUACAUUCAUUCUCUCACUGAACUCACUCACUUAUAAGUUGAAAUGGAUCAUCUGAACUCCGAUCUUAGCGCCGAGUUUAGCAGUCUAUCAUUUGAUGAGGAAGAACAAGAGGUAUCUCAUGGAAUAGACAUAUUGGACAGAUUCGACUCGGAUGAUCUGAUGGAGUUGAGAAAAGUUUUCUUCGAUGAAAAGCUAAUGAGCAAGGUGGAGGGGAGGCAGGUUUACAGCGGACUCCCUCUCAAUAAAAUGGAAUUUGUCAAAGCAGUUGAUAGGAUUAUAGGGAGCUCAACAUAUUCGGUAGCAGCGUCGAAUCUAUUCGACCAGAUUUCAAGAAAGAACAAAAGCUCAGAGAAAGACGUGAUUUGGUGGGAACAAAUACUGGAUGCUGUAAUAGACAAGAUUCAAGCUCAAGACUCGGAUAACCAGUGUUUGAGAGUUGUCGAUGAAACUGCACUGAAGGUUCACGCCAUUACUCAUUGCAAGAGGGAAAACAUUGUAAAGCUGGUACCAUUGGACACGGACACUUCAUUUUGCUACGUGGCAGUUUCGAAGUACGGUCAGGUGGGCGUCUAUGACGGCGAAAUCAACCUGCUGGAGAGCUACAGGGUAUUCCUGGGAUCUCAGACUGAAGAGACUAGUAGAUCGACGUGCACCUGGGUGAAUGAUGCGAUUGCCUUGCCAGAUGCCACUGCCAUACUGUUGGCCGUAUCAGACCGGUCUCUGCACUUCCUCACUGCUGCUGGGCUGGCGCACACCCCUAUGUUCCUCAUAUCAGGAAUACCGAAUUCGCCGCAGUGCUUGAGCUAUCAUGCAGGGGAGCCUUCGCUGCUGUUUUUCGGAGAUGAUCGCGGUGAUAUCACGCUGAUGCGUUUUCAUCAGCCGGCAAUCUCUCUGUUCAGGCGAACCUCCACCGAUAGAAGUAACAGCUACUUUUGGAGGGAACUGGAGGGACAAGAUCCAUGGGUAACGGUGAGUGUGGACCACAAUGUCCAUGGAGAUGCAGUACGUGAGAUCAAGUACAUUCCAGACAAUGGCACAAUAGUGAGCUGCAGCAGUGACCCCAAUGCAAGUGUUGUCAUUCGCUAUUUGAGUGGCAAACGUGUGCCUUACAUCUUCAAAAUGACAAGGGGAGUGCGGUGUUUCCACUUGGACAGAGGUUUGAAGCUGCUAGUGACUGGGAGCACUGAUAACGUUGUUCGCAUAUGGAAUCCAGUUGUCAAUCGAAUGCCUAUAGCUGUUUUGUAUGGGCACAAAACUUCUAUCGUUGAUGUCAGGAUUUUGAGGCAGUACAAUGCAGCUCUCAGUAUCUCAGUGGAUGGAGUGUUGAAAGUGUGGGAUAUUGAGGAUAACUGUUGCCUUCAAACUAUAGGGCUUGACAUUCCAGUAUUCUCAAUAGUGGGCAAAAUGAUAGAGUUUGGUUUGAAGACAAUUUAUCCGGGUCCAUCGUCAGCCAAACCUCCACUGGCUCGUCAGCCCAAGUCGUCCAAGAAGUCAUCCUUGAAGCAGUCUCAUCCUGCGUCCUUACUUUCCACUGCAUCAGUCACCACCAAACCAAGCUAUACAACCACAGUAGGCAGUGAGUGGCUGCGCCCUCAAAUAGUGGUUGUCUGCUGCAAUUACGCGGUUACGCUACCGCUGACGCGACACGCGAUCGCUGAGUGUCUGCCGCCCCCGCUGCGUGAAAAGGAGCCGCUGGUGCCUUCACCCUGGCUCAGAGCGGAUGCGCGCACCGCACAAAUUGUCACACCUCAAGAGCCGCCUGAUACAUCCAAAUUAUCUUCUCUUUCGGAAGAUCGAGACUUAUCUGAGGUCAUUUCUCCAAGAGCACUGAAAUUCAUCAGACAUGGACCUUCAGAUUACAAACCGAAAUUCAGAUCACUUUUGAGUCCUGCGUACGGGCUCUAUCAAUCCCGAACUCAGCAACAAGUGCAGGAUGAUGAUAAACAUAUGGCAAGCAUGGUGGAACAAUGCGCUCCUCAUUUGGCACUGAAACUUUAUCACCCCGAAGAAAUAAAAUUCUCGCAGCCUCUUCCCGUCACACGCCGUAUGAAAAGUUUCGACCUUUCUUCGCCGCAGAAACUGAUGAGAGUGAAAUUGAAAUCUGAUACAUCAAGCUCUAUUCAAGGAUCCUGUAACGGCAGCACUUUGCAUUCUAUCAAUAGUCGCACUGACACCAACACCAAUACUAAUUGCAAGUGAUAAACUUCACUGCAUUCAAACAUCUUAUGAAUUUGCCCUCUGUAAGCUGUCCUUCUGAUGUUGAUUGCAGAGACAAAUAAACAAUAUUUUCAGUCUAUGGUGAUUGUCAUAUUCUAUAUGUUUCAUAUUUUAUAUUAUAAAUUGUAAAAAAAAUAGAAUAGAAUGAAAAGUAAAAUAGAAUUGAAGUUUGUAUUAUAAAAAAAUUGUCAAGUGUUAAGAGUUCCAGUAAGUUUUCUACAGUUUUGCAUUGAACAGUAGUUUUGGAAUUAAAAUUCAAUGAUAGUUGUCAUGUAAGUUCCAGUGUUGUAGUAUUGUUCAUUUUAUAAGAGAAUUCCUAAACUAUAUUAGAUGAUAGUUUCCAUCCCGAACUGCGAUUUAUUAACACACUGUUUUAAUGUUUAAUACAACGACGUGUAGACCAUUAUUUGAGUAGGCUAAUCCAGACAGUAAGUAAACAAAAUUGGUUAUUCACCCAAAUAAUUGACUACAUGUCAUUAUAUA